Vitis riparia (riverbank grape) is the source of this 1248-nucleotide messenger RNA. Its product is annotated as transcription factor MYB108-like. The record is from RefSeq and is a predicted model, not a curated record. NCBI's taxonomy places the organism in Eukaryota, Viridiplantae, Streptophyta, Magnoliopsida, Vitales, Vitaceae. The transcript is spliced from 3 exons. Gene Ontology annotation, cellular component: nucleus. The coding region runs from base 86 to 943 and encodes 285 amino acids. Gene Ontology annotation, molecular function: DNA-binding transcription factor activity; sequence-specific DNA binding. Gene Ontology annotation, biological process: regulation of DNA-templated transcription.
UGUUUGUACCAUUCCAAAAUAAGGCCAUUUUCCUCUAUCCUCUAUCCUCUAAUCCAAAUCCAAAUCUUGUGUUUGGUGUCUGAAAAUGGUGGUGAGCGAGAGAGGUUGUGACUCAGAAGAAGAGAUGAACAUGGACCUGAGGAAAGGUCCAUGGACGGCUGAAGAGGACACGCUGCUCAACAAUUACAUUACCAUCCACGGCGAAGGCCGCUGGAACUCCCUAGCUCGCUGCGCAGGUUUGAAGAGAACUGGGAAGAGUUGCAGGCUGAGAUGGUUGAACUACUUGCGACCUAAUGUCAAGCGCGGAAACAUUACGCUGCAAGAACAGCUGCUUAUCCUCGAGCUCCAUUCUCGCUAUGGAAACAGGUGGUCCAAAAUAGCCCAACACCUGCCUGGGAGGACAGACAAUGAGAUCAAAAACUACUGGAGAACAAGGGUUCAAAAGCAGGCAAAGCAGCUCAAAUGCGAUGUUAACAGCAAGCAAUUCAGAGACACCAUGCGCUAUGUGUGGAUGCCACGCUUGGUCGAGCGAAUCAAAGCUGCCGGAGGCGAUUCCACCCCCACCGCCCCCGCCACCUACGGUCACCAUAUGUCAAGUCAAAUUCUGGAUAUGCCCAGAAACGGCGAGUUUGGGUUGGGGUACUCAGACCCAGGUCUCCGUCCAGAGUUCUCCGGGGGGCCCUCAGAGGGGUCGGAGACCCAGGUGUCGCCGGUAUCAGACAUGACAGACUACUACGAUUUCUCUGGCGGGAACUGCUCGGACAGUCAGCAAAACGGGGUCCUUUCAUACCCAGAACAAGCGGAUACAUCAUCUGGGUGCUUGGAAUUUGAGGGGCUUGAGCAGAGCAAUGGGUGGUCGUUGGGAGGUGGGGACUCACUGGAGAAUUUGCUGAAUGAUGAGGAUAUUUGGUUCUUAAAGCAACAGUUCUUUGACGACUUCUAGGAAAAUGCAUACGCUUGCCUAACACGUGGAGACACUGUGAACCUCAUCAUCUCUCCAUGUUUGAUGAUUUUACACAGAAUCAGAUCGGAGAUUUCAAUUUUCAACAAACAAAGAAUCCAAUAUCAUCACAAAAAAGGAACGAUAGAAAAUUUUAACCACUAAAAAUGAAGUACAUAAAAGAGAGCAGACAGUAGGCUACUUUUCAAUUCACCACUUCCCUUUGUUUCUUUAAGCUCCUGUAAUUUUCCUUUUUUGGGUUGAUAUUGAAAUUCUUUAAUAACAUCCUUUCAUAUAUUUUUUUCUUA